This is a messenger RNA of Aricia agestis (brown argus), 7802 nucleotides long. It is a transcript of the gene Dscam1, whose product is annotated as Down syndrome cell adhesion molecule-like protein Dscam2. Gene Ontology annotation, cellular component: plasma membrane; axon. Gene Ontology annotation, molecular function: cell-cell adhesion mediator activity. Lineage: Eukaryota; Metazoa; Arthropoda; Insecta; Lepidoptera; Lycaenidae. The record is from RefSeq and is a predicted model, not a curated record. Gene Ontology annotation, biological process: axon guidance; dendrite self-avoidance; homophilic cell-cell adhesion.
GUCGGCCGUUCAUGCCGGCUACUACGGUAGUGGCAUUCGGCGUCGUUGUGUGAGACGAGCCGGUCGCUCGUCGUGUCGCGAGUGUUCCCGUGUUGUGCGCCGCUCUGAGCCUCCUCCCGUGUUGUUCAGAUUCGGGCAGUGCCCGGCCGCAUCGCGGCCUGUGAAGUUUCCCGUGUGUGUACUGUGUACUGUGAGUGAACCAUCAUUGGUGUGUGAGUGACAGGUGAAGUGACCAUGGGCUUGUUCACCGGAGUAGCGGCCUUCGUCGCGCUGCUCGCUAUAGGAGCAGUGCGAUGCGAGGACGAGAGCAUCGGCCCCAUCUUCAUGAAGGAACCGCCCAACCGCGUGGACUUCAGCAACACGACGGGCGCGGUGGUGGAGUGCGCGGCGCGGGGCUCCCCCGCCCCCGACGUCAUCUGGGUGCGAGCUGACGGUACUGCUGUGGGCGACGUUCCCGGACUGCGACAGGUGCUCCCGAACGGCAACCUGGUGUUCCCGCCGUUCCGCGCGGAGGACUACAGGCAGGAGGUGCACGCGCAGGUAUACGCCUGCCUCGCGCGCUCGCCCGUCGGCACCAUACACUCCCGAGACGUCAACGUGCGCGCCGCCGUGGCGCAGGCGUACGACACGGACGUGAACAAGGAGUACGUGAUAAUGGGCAACAGCAUCAUCCUCAAGUGCCAGGUCCCCUCCUUCGUCGCGGACUUCGUCGACGUGCUGUCCUGGCACACCGACGAGAAGGAGGACUUCUACCCCGGCGAGAACUACGAGGGCAAAUACUUGGUGCUACCUUCCGGAGAGUUGCAUAUCCGAGAUGUCGGACCCGAGGACGGAUACAAGUCGUACCAAUGCCGCACCAAGCACAGGCUCACUGGAGAAACUAGAUUGUCGGCUACUAAAGGACGAUUGGUUAUCACUGAGCCCGUAGGACGCGUUCCUCCGAAGUUUCCCACGAUGGAUAAUGUUAGAGGAUUUAGUGCGAUCGUUAAUGAAAGCUUGACACUAUUAUGCCCCGCACAGGCGUUCCCCGUUCCUCUGUUCAGAUGGUACAAAUUCAUCGACGGCUCGGCUCGGAAGCAGCCCGUUACCCUGGACGACAGAGUGAAGCAGGUGUCCGGAACGCUCAUCAUUAAGGAGGCUAAAGUAGAGGACUCUGGAAAAUACCUGUGCGUCGUCAAUAACUCGGUUGGAGGUGAAUCCGUCGAAACGGUACUAACAGUUACUGCCCCGCUAAAGGCUACCGUCGAACCCGCUACCCAGACCGUCGACUUCGGAAGACCGGCAGUAUUCACUUGCAGAUACGAGGGCAACCCCGUUAAAACUAUCACUUGGCUCAAGGACGGCAAGGACAUGAACCAUCAUGACACCACUCUGAGGAUCGAAUCUGUAAAGAAGGAGGACAAGGGCAUGUACCAGUGCUUCAUCAGGAACGACCAGGAGAGCGCCGGAGCCAGCGCCGAACUGAAACUUGGAGGACGAUUCGAGCCGCCCCUGAUCAGGCACAGCUUCGGCGAGCAGACGCUCCGGUCCGGUCCCCCCCUGCGGCUGAAGUGCGUCGCGUCCGGCAACCCCACCCCCGACAUCGCGUGGCAGCUGGACGGCGAGCGGCUCGCCAGCGCCGAGCGCCUGCAGAUCGGCCAGUUCGUCACUGCCGACGGCAACGUCGAGUCCCACCUCAACGUCUCCUCCGUCCACACCAACGACGGCGGCCUCUACUCUUGCAUCGCCUCUAGCAAGGUCGGCAGCGCGUCGCACUCGGCCCGCGUGAACGUGUACGGUCACCCGUACGUCCGCCAGAUGAAGAAGCGGCCCGUCGUCGCCGGCGACACGCUCAUCGCGCACUGUCCCGUCGCCGGGUACCCUAUUGACUCCAUCGUAUGGGAAAGAGACGGACGCGUGCUGCCCAUCAACCGCAAGCAGAAGGUGUUCCCGAACGGCACGCUGGUGAUCGAGAACGUGGAGCGUCUGAGCGACCAGGCCACCUACACCUGCGUCGCCAAGAACUCGCAGGGCUUCACCGCGCGCGGCAACCUCGAGCUCCAGGUCAUGGUCCCCCCGCAAAUUCUGCCGUUUGAGUUCGGCGACGAGCCCGCCAACGCCGGCGACAUGGCGUCCGUGUCGUGCGCCGUCAGCAAGGGCGACCAGCCCCUUAACAUCUCGUGGGUCUUCAACGGGCGCCGCGUGCCCAAGAACAACGACCUGGGCAUCGUCAUCACCACCAUCAACAAAAAGACCUCCAUCCUCAACAUCGACUCCGUUGGCGGAGCGCACCGCGGCACCUACCACUGCGUCGCCGCCAACGCCGCCGGCUCCGCCAACCACAGCGCAGUUCUAGAAGUGAACGUACCUCCUCGUUGGAUUUUGGAACCCACUGAUAAGGCUUUUGCCCAAGGCUCUGACGCUAAAGUUGAAUGUAAAGCCGACGGCUUCCCCAAGCCCCAGGUCACGUGGAAGAGGGCUGAAGGGGAUACGCCCGGCGAUUACAAGGAUCUUAAGCCAAACAACCCUAACGUAAAAGUCGAGGAUGGUACUCUGUCUAUCACGAACAUUCAAAAGACGAACGAAGGAUAUUAUCUGUGCGAAGCUGUAAACGGAAUCGGAUCUGGACUGUCUGCUGUCAUCAUCAUCAGUGUACAAGCUCCACCCCAAUUCGAAAUUAAGAUGCGAAACCAAACUGCGCGACGAAGCGAACCCGCUGUCUUACAAUGCCAAGCUAAAGGAGAACGGCCAAUCGGAAUCAUCUGGAACAUGAACAACAAGCGCCUGGAACCCAAAUCCGACCCACGAUACACGAUCCGCGAGGAGAUUUUGCCCGGAGGUGUAGUUUCCGACCUCAGCAUCAGAAGGACCGAACGAUCUGACAGCGCGCUCUUCACCUGUGUCGCCACUAACGCCUUUGGCUCCGACGAUACUAGCAUCAACAUGAUUAUUCAAGAGGUCCCUGAGGCACCCUACGGCUUGAAGGUAUUGGACAAAUCCGGAAGGACCGUGCAACUGUCUUGGGCUGCUCCUUACGAUGGCAACUCCCCAAUCAAGAAGUUCCUUAUCGAAUACAAACGCGCCAAGGGCAACUGGGAGAAGGAUAUUGACAGGGUAUUAGUACCUGGAGAUACUACCGAGGCUGGAGUGUUCAGUUUGAGGCCCGCCACCGCGUAUCACAUUCGUAUCGUCGCUGAAAACGAGCUCGGAACCUCGGAACCCUCGGAGACAGUCACCAUCAUCACCGCCGAAGAGGCUCCUACUGGCAUGCCACAGGACGUCAAAGUUGAUGCCACCGAUAAGCACACUCUGCGAGUGACGUGGAAACCUCCCCAGCCCCAGGACUGGAACGGCGAACUCCAAGGAUACUAUGUUGGCUACAAACUGGCGUCAAGCAACAAGUCGUUCGUUUUCGAAACCGUUGACAUUUCCAAGGAGUCUGGCAAGGAACAUCAUCUGGAUAUCGUUAACCUUAAGACAUACACGCAAUAUUCGAUCGUGGUUCAAGCGUUUAACAAGAUGGGUUCAGGACCAGUGUCAACGGAAGUGAAGGCUUACACCGCAGAAGGCGCCCCCUCGGCUCCCCCUCAGGACGUGUUAUGUACGACACUGACCGCUCAGACCAUCCGCGUAUCCUGGGUGUCCCCGCCCCUCGCCGCCGCUAACGGACUCAUCAAGGCGUACAAAGUUGUAUACGGCCCCAGCGACACUUGGUAUGACGAGAAGACCAAAGACACUAAGAUCACGGCGAGCAGCGAGACCAUCCUCCACGGGCUGAAGAAGUUCACCAACUACUCCAUGGAGGUGCUGGCCACCACCAACGGCGGCGACGGCGUGCGCUCCGCCCCCAUACACUGCCAGACUGAACAGGACGUACCGGAGGCCCCUCGUGCCGUGAAGGCUCUAGUGAUGGGUCAGGACUCGAUCCUCGUGUCGUGGAGGCCGCCAGCGCAGCCCAACGGCGUCGUCACACACUACAACGUCUACACCCAGGCGCAGAACGCUGAACCUCAUCCUAACAAGGUCCCGGCAUCUCAGACGAGCUACUCGGCGACGGAGCUGAAAGCCGGCCGCUACGACUUCUGGGUGACCGCGUCCACCAUCAUCGGCGAAGGUCAACCCUCGGCCACCGCCUCCUGCAGCCCCAGUGACAAAGUUCCCGCCAAGAUCGCCUCUUUCGACGAGUCAUUCACCGCUACCUACAAGGAGGAUGUCAAGCUGCCCUGCCUCGCUGUUGGUGUUCCCCAACCCAAUAUUCUAUGGAAGGUCAAAGGUCAGCCUCUCGAAGCGUCAGAACGCGUCCGGCAGCUGCCCGAGGGCUCGCUGCAGAUCGCGGGAGUGGCGCGCGAGGACGCCGGCGAGUACUCGUGCCACGUCGACAACCAGUUCGGCACCGACACCGUCACACAUACGCUCUCUGUUCUUGCGCCCCCCUUCCCCCCUCAGCUGAACAUCGCGUCGUCGUCGGUGUCGUCGCUGACGCUGCGGCUGAAGCCGUCUGCUGACGCGGAGCAGUCGCCCGCCGCCGGGUACACCAUACACUACAAGCAGGAGUUCGGCGACUGGGAGACCGUGCAGAUUCCAAGCAACACUGAUACUUACACACUCGAGAACCUGUUCUGCGGCUCUAGAUACCAGCUUUACGUUACUGCAUACAACGGCAUCGGCACUGGCGAGGCGUCGGACGUGGUGAUCGCCCGCACGCGGGGCUCCAAGCCGCCCGUGCCGCGCGCCGCCGACUUCAUCGAGGUGGGCUCCUCCUCCGUCACGCUGCACCUCAAACAGUGGCUCGACGGCGGCUGCCCCAUGAGCCACUUCGUCGUCGAAAACAAGAAGAAGGGAGCUGCUGAAUGGAACCAAAUCUCUAACGCUGUGAAACCCGGUGGAAACUUUGUUGUACUGGACCUGGAACCCGCGACGUGGUACGUGCUGCGCAUCACCGCUCACAACAACGCCGGCUUCAACGUCGCCGAGUACGAGUUCGCCACGCUCACCAUGACCGGAGGGACGAUAGCGCCGGCGCGGUCGCUGGACGCGCUCACGCCGGAGCAGACGCUCAAGAUCGUGCUGUCGCACCUCAACCUGAUCGUGCCGGUGGUGGCGGCCGUGCUCGUGAUCGUCAUCGCGGUGGUGGUGGUGUGCGUGGUGCGCGGCGCCCGGGAGCCUCACCACAAAGGUCGGUACCGCAGGCACGGUGGCGCCACCCGCGAGCGAGGGCUCGGCUGGGCGCGCGCGCUGCUCGAGCCCGAGGUGCUGGUGCCCAUGCUGGCCACGCUGCUGGUGUUCGUAGUCGGCAUGGCCGUCAUCUGCCUCACGCUCGCCCGCCGCAACGCCCCGCGCCGCCUGCGAGGUCAGAAGGACGCCUACUACGACGCCGUGUACAACGCGUCGCAGGGCGCGCUGGUGGGCGGCGGCGGCACGCUGGACAAGCGCGGCGGCCUGCGCGACGAGCUCGGCUACAUCGCGCCCCCCAACCGCAAGCUACCCCCCGUACCCGGCUCCAACUACAACACCUGCGACAGAGUCAAACGACAGGCCGUUAUCAUGGGCGCGCACUCGACGUGGGACCCGCGCCGCCAUCACUACGAGCGCGUCCGCCGCCCGCGCCCGCCGGUCCGCCGCACCGGCUCCGGCGACACGCUCUCCACAGGCAUGGAGGAUGAGAUCUGCCCGUACGCGACGUUCCACCUGCUGGGCUUCCGCGAGGAGAUGGACCCGAGCAAGGCGAUCGCGUUCCCGCACCACCACCCACACGCCGGCACGCUGGCGCACCCCGCCGCCCACCCCGCGCACCCUCACCACCCAGCACACUCGCGCGCUGGCUCGCAGAGCAUGCCCCGCGCCAACAGCCGCUACGCCCGCAAGAACUCGCAGGGCGGCCAGAGCGCCAUCUACUCCACCGCGCCCGAGUACGACGACCCCGCCACCUGCGCUGAGGAGGACCAAUACCGUGCCCGCUACUCCCGACCGAUGUACGCGUGCGGCCCCGAGUACGACGAGCCCGCGUGCUGCGCGCCCGAGGACGAGCAGUACACCGGCGCCUACGGCACGCCCUAUGGAGACCACUACGGAUCACGGCCCAGCAUCGUGUCUCGCGGGCGCAAGCACAGCUCGCCCGAGCCGCCGCCGCCGCCGCCGCGCAACGCCGACAACAACUGCUCCUCCAGCUUCAACGACAGCAAGGACUCCAACGAGAUCUCCGAGGCCGAGUGCGACCAGCCCCGCAACUACCCUGUCCGGGCGCACACCGCCAAGGACGGUUUGCACGGCGACGAGAUGCGCAAGCUCAUAGACAGACCAGAAGCAACCACCCCAGUCCCCCAGCAAAUCCACGGGCGGGGGGGACUCACAGCCUACGAUACUGUGGCAGUGUAACCUGUAAGCCGCCGACGAGGGGCCGGGCCGCCGCGGCGCUGCAGCUCAUUUACGUGCAUUUAAUUAAGUUUUCGCGCUCGGGCGGAUGAUUUUGUUUUGUUUGGCGUGUCGCCGUUUUAUUUUUUAUCCCAACUAAGUUGGCUGGAUUGUGACGCGGCGUGCCGCGGCCGGCGGACGAGGGGCGGCGCCGCACUCCCGUAGCGGCGUCACUAGUGUUACCAUUCGAAGCGCGACCAGAAAAAUAAAAAUAAUCGCCACUUUGCCGAAAAUCGCGAAACGAAAUUGAAACCUCAGUAACGAAAAAUCUUUUGAAAAUCUGUAAUCAUUAUUCACAUACACGCUACUCGCUUUUCACAGUAUUGCAGCAAAAAAAGCGCCCCCACGGCAGAUUUUUUUACUUUCUGGUCGGGCUCCAACAGAAACAAGGUUGUGGUAGGUAUUGAAAUUGAUGUAUCCCCCGUAGCGCGCCCGCGCCGCCCGCCGCCUGCCGUCCGCCGCCCGCGACGCGCGCGCCUGUAUAAACGCCGGUCUGUAAGAGCAGCGGUGCCCCUCGAUGGUGUUGCCAAAAUGUCGGUGGAUCCCAUCGAUUCGAUAUCGACGAUCGACCGGCACCGCUGGCUCGCUCCGCGUCGGUUUAGAUCGAGCUCGCUCGUGGUAAUGUGAUAUUUUGAACUAACCCGUUUAUUUUCAUGUGAACUAACGUUAUUUAUAUUGUUUUGUAUAAUUUGAGCGUCCGCCACGUUUCGUAAUGCUUCCUUUACCCGUGAUGCUUUUUACCAUAUUUUAUAUCGCGUCUAGUAUUUUGUAAUGUUUAAUGUUCUCAUUUGCGUUUACGCUAGGUGUAAGUUAGGUGUAAGAAUAUUUAGCGUUUAACUCUUCAGACGUAUGUACUCCGUAGCUAGACGUAAGCGUGUCCCCCGAUGUACUCUCGAUACGAAAUUUUGAAUAUUUUAUAUGAGUCAUGUUACCCGAUCGUCGAUAAGGUGAAUUUUAAUAUUAACCGUAAUUAUCUUUCUAUGUAAACGUAUAAAGUGUUUAGAUGUUAGGUCGCCGGCGUGCGUGCGGCGCGCCCGCUCGGGCGUGCUCGUGCCCGCUCGUGCGCCGCCCGACCGCACCGCCGCGCGCCGCGCGCACGCCGCGCUAAGUGUAUCGCUUCAACGUAGGCUGUAGUUAGGUUCCCGCGACUUCCUAGCAACGGAUCUUCUCGUACCUUCCAUUUAGAAAAUUUUUGGAUUAAUAAUUAUUAAAGUUCUAAUUGAAUAAAUCGAUCGUAACGAUUAAAAUUACUCGAAAUUACCAGCUUAGUGAGGGCGCGACGGCGCGUCGACGUUCGCUUGUCGGGUUCUUUGCGGCUUGUUCUGAUCGUUUCCGGAGCGCCGAUUGCGAUUUAACUAUUUGUACCAAAGUGUUUGAAUUGUGUUGAAUAAAGUACUCAUAUUUCAACUACA